ACCAUGCGAAAGAAGCAUUCUAUGGUUUAUUUGGUACUCCUCAGCACAUUCUUUGUUGGUAUUGGAUUUAUUCUGAAUUAUACAAUUCAAGUUUACAGUUUUCACAAAGGAUUUUUGGAAUCUUAUGGUUCCUGGAAUGCUUUGCAGAACAAGGUCUCAUUUUUCCGGCCAAAACCUCAAAGACGUCCAUUAGGUGGACGGUUUGAUACUAUUCUUGAGAUAUGUGGCGAGCUUUGUGAUCUAACAAAGGAAAUACAGAAAAAUCCUGAAGAUGUCAUGGGAACUGUUACAGCAAAGGUAGAUUGUGCUGGCAUCUUUGCUAGCGAGGAGAUUGAUAAGCCUAGUGGACACAGUGCCAUGCAUUGGGAUAUGAUCCCAGAACAUAUUCAGAAUGAGUUUACUCACAAUGGAAAAAUAUCAGUUAAUUCCUGGUUUAUUGAUAACACAUCCAAAGGAAAUACCAAAACUGUAGGAGUGCAUAGUAAAGCAAAAAUCCAAAAAUAUAGUAAGUAA
This is a messenger RNA of Eurytemora carolleeae, 513 nucleotides long. RefSeq lists its product as uncharacterized. Bases 4 to 513 code for a protein of 169 amino acids. The record is from RefSeq and is a predicted model, not a curated record. The transcript has 7 exons. Lineage: Eukaryota; Metazoa; Arthropoda; Copepoda; Calanoida; Temoridae.